Messenger RNA from Rodentolepis nana, 687 nucleotides. The record is from the annotation of a GenBank genome assembly. Lineage: Eukaryota; Metazoa; Platyhelminthes; Cestoda; Cyclophyllidea; Hymenolepididae.
AUGAGUGAAACUCCACCUGCUGGGGGUCGGCGUUCGCCACACAGGCAUGUACAUUAUGACCCAAAGAAACUCAAAAUAAUUCCUGGUGCUGUUUCUUCUAUACAAACGUCUGAUACACCCCCAGAGCAUCCGAAUAUUAUUCGUAUGUACGGAUACUUUUACGAUGAAAAGCGCAUAUAUUAUAUGCUCGAAUAUGCUCCAAAAGGGGAUCUGUGCAAAGAAAUGGAGAAGUUUCAUUUCAAUCUCACUAGAACAGCAACUUAUGUUAAUCAGAUUGCAAAUGCUUUAAAAUAUUGCCAUGAAUUUGGUAUAAUUCAUCGAGAUGUCAAUCCCUCGAAUCUCUUUCUGGGUGCUGGUGGAGAAGUUAAAAUGGGCGAUUUCGGUUGUGCGGUGCAUACCCCCGGAUCUAAACUUGUGGCAGUUUGGGGAACAUUGUUUUACCUCGCACCAGAAAUGACUUCAGUUGAUUUUUCCCAUGAUGCAAAAUGCGAUGUUUGGAGUUUGGGAAUCACGGCUUAUGAAAUGCUUUGCAGAAAGGUGCCUUUUAAGAAAUCCACAGAACAGGAGACGUUGCUCUCCAUUCAGAAUGAUGAUAUCGAUUAUACUUUAAUCGAGUCUACGAAUGCCGUUCGUUUUCUUAAAAGGGUAUGCUUUAUCAACUCUUUUUCUUAUGCUGAAUUUGCUUGA